AAGAAGGGCAACGUUGGUCAUUACUUCGCUCGUUUGCAACAAAGAGGCGAAUGUGCCUUUCCUGCUGAUAAAGUGAAGAAUAUGCGCUCACCUGUCGGACUACUCGCUGUUGUAGUUGCGGCCAGCUUGUACCUGUACUCGUUGUCGUUGUACCUGCCUGCGGCCCCGCGGCGACGUCCUCAUCCACCUGCCGAGGACAACAAACAUGUGGAGACAGCGGAGUCCGAGCAGCAGCCUGCUGACAGCUCCGGAGAACCGAGCAGGUUGAAGUUCCCCUCUAACUUGGAGGAGCUGAGGGAACUGUCUGAGCUGCUGCAGUUUUACAAGACUGAGCACACUGGAUAUGUCCUGCUACUCUUCUGCAGUGCAUAUCUCUACAAGCAGUCCUUUGCCAUUCCUGGAUCCUCGUUCCUGAACGUUUUAGCCGGAGCUAUAUUUGGACCAUAUCAAGGACUGCUGCUAGCCUCUGUGCUCACCACUGUGGGCUCCACCAUGUGCUACCUCCUGUCCAAGGCCUUCGGAAAGCGCUACAUCACUAACCUCUUCCCCGAUAAAGUCGCCUUGCUCCAAGGGAAGAUUGAGGACAACCAGGAUAGUUUGUUUUUCUUUCUGCUCUUCCUGAGAUUAUUUCCCAUGACUCCCAACUGGUUUCUGAACAUGGCUGCCCCGAUUGUCAACAUCCCCAUCACCUUCUUCUUCUGCUCAGUUUUCAUUGGCCUCCUGCCGUACAACUUCAUCUGUGUGCAGACGGGCGUCAUGCUGUCUGAGGUGGCGUCGUUGGAUGACUUGUUCUCGUGGGAGAGGCUACUUCAGCUGCUGGCCAUCGCCUGCAUGGCUCUGCUGCCCGGCGCUCUGAUCCACAGGCUCAGUCAGAACCGUCUCAAACUGGAUGGCCAACCGCAGAACGGGCUCAUCAUAGAUAAGAAGGUCCAGUGAUUUUCUCUUCUGGGAAUGAGUUUGUUGCCUGGCGCCUUGAGGCCCUUUACCCUCAAGGGUGAAUGUAUUUGAAGUGGUGAGUUUUUAGAGAAAUGUGGCCGACCUACAUGAUUUUCUUUUAUUUGGAGUGCUUUAAGUUUCUGGAGCAGCAGAGCUUUUGGGAAAAUAAGAAUGGUGCAUUGGAAUUUGAAGCCAAGUAUUUUGUAUCCCCAAAUGUUUGUGUUCCCUGCCACAACUUUUAUGGACAGAGUAUAUGUGUAUAUGUAUGAAUGUACAGUGAUGUGGAGAAAGGAAAGAAGACUUUGCCCUUUCUCUAUCAUUAUACUGCAGGAGUUUCAGUCUAAACGGAUAACGUUUUAACCUGUUGUGCAGUGAUAGGUUCAAACUUCUACCUCCAACAUGGAUGAAAACAUGGAAAUAUUUGCGUGAAUAAUUUGAUUUAUAACAGAAAAUGUUGAAGCAAUUGUUCAACUGGAGUUUUGUAUUUUUCUUGUUUGACAAUCACAUUUAGCAAUUUCAGUACAAAUUGUAAAUCAGUGUGUUGGACCAUUUUUACUCUUUAUACUCUGAGCACAAAGUUUUAUAAAUUGUGUAAUUUGG
Pseudoliparis swirei is the source of this 1536-nucleotide messenger RNA. RefSeq names its product transmembrane protein 41aa (gene tmem41aa). NCBI's taxonomy places the organism in Eukaryota, Metazoa, Chordata, Actinopteri, Perciformes, Liparidae. The coding region runs from base 82 to 936 and encodes 284 amino acids. The transcript is spliced from 5 exons. The record is from RefSeq and is a predicted model, not a curated record.